AUUGCGCCUUACGAAUUUUGGCCACACAUCCUUAUUCGUUCUGCGCGUCUAGUACGUAGAGAAAGCUACAAUGUUGCUCUAUUUGUCUGCUAUUUUAUUAAUUAGUUCAAUUAACGCAUUGCCAGUAACUGAUGAUGAUAUUAUUUUAAUGUUAGAUGAUGUGGACUUCAAUAAUAACAUAGAUGGUGAUGAAGAUACCAUCGAUAUUUCAGACCUCGGUCCACAGGCGUAUGGUUUUCCGAAAAACGAUAGUGGAGAAGCAGUAAUGCAGUGGACGGAGGCAUCCCUCGAGAACCCCGAGGAAGUGAGCGGUUACCUGCAGGGAGACAUCCUCAUCCCCACGCGGGGUCGGAACGGCAUCAGGGACAAGAGCUGGCGGUGGAAGAACGGCAUCAUACCUUAUCAGAUUGACAGCGGUUUCACUAGCGACCAGCGUGACACGAUCCGCAAGGCGAUCGCGGACUACCACCGGCUGACGUGCCUGCGCUUUGUGGCGCACAGCGGACAGACCGACUACCUCGUCAUCAAGAGCGCCAAGUCGGGCUGCUGGUCCAGUGUGGGGCGGAUUGGCGGCAGGCAAGAGGUGAACCUGCAGGCGCCGGGCUGCGUGUCGAAGAAGGGCACGGUGCUGCACGAGCUGCUGCACGCCGUGGGCUUCAUGCACGAGCAGAGCCGCCCCGAGCGGGACGACUUCGUCUCCAUACAGUAUGGGAACAUCAAGCCUGGAACGGAGAUAAACUUCAAGAAGUCAGAGAAGAAGAACACGGACGACUUCGGCGUCGGCUACGACUACAAUAGUGUGAUGCACUACUCGGAGUAUGCCUUCUCCAGGAACUCGCAGCGGACCAUCGAACCUAAGGUGCAAAACGCCAAAAUAGGACAAAGAGAAGGCUUGAGUCGCGGAGAUGUGAAGAAAGUUAACAAUAUGUACAACUGCAAAAAAGAAGAGCCUCAAACCGGAUGGUUGGGGUCCAUUUGGCAAAACCUCUUCGGAGAUAAAAGACUUGCGAACAUAGAGUAACUUUUCUUCUGUUUUAAACAAUGGAUUUUCAUACAUCUGAAAGUUAUGUGGAUAUGAGAAUACAACAAAUAGUUUUGUACCUACAUAAUAUGUAGAUAUUAAGUCGCAUAGUUUUAACGUCUCUCUAUCUUUGUUUUCAUACAUUUUUUAUAUAAAUAAAUGUUUUUAAUUUA
Molecule: messenger RNA, 1194 nt
Organism: Colias croceus (clouded yellow)
Lineage: Eukaryota; Metazoa; Arthropoda; Insecta; Lepidoptera; Pieridae
Product: zinc metalloproteinase nas-13-like
Exons: 7
Coding region: 71-1021 (316 amino acids)
Biological process (GO): proteolysis
Molecular function (GO): zinc ion binding; metalloendopeptidase activity
Source: RefSeq, a predicted model, not a curated record